AAUAUCUGGUUUCACAAGACAAUGAUCUCCCGAAGCUUUUUUUUUUUAGUUAGAAUUAAUGACUCAUUUAAUAUAUUAUCCAUUGAGUUAAUUUGGUAGAAAUUAUUAUUUUCGUUUAAUAUUUUUCAUCAUUAAUUUGAAAAAAAGAAAACAUAAAAAUAUGUUCUUUACAUUAAAUUAUAUUUUUAUUUAGUCUAUGUAACGAAAUAUUAGUUAUCGUUAGCCGUUGAUGACUAUUGUAGUACUUGCCGCGUUACUUAUGUUAAUAAAUUGAUUUAAAUCAUUUUAUGUGCGUGUACUAUGUAGUCAAGAUGUCUGACAAAAAUUCUGUCAUAGCUAUUUAUGACAUUAUUAUGUAUCCAAAUUUGAUAGAAAGACUGUACAUGAUGUAAUUUUAUUAUUACGCUGCGAUAUAGAUUUUUCUUAGUUACAUAUUUUUAUUCUAAAAUCAAAGUGAAUAUAUUUUUGGGUGCCAAUACAACAGUGCCAAAAAUAGCUCUAAAUAUGACAUAUUGUAGGUUUCCUAUUAAAAGUUAGGUAUAAUUGAGUGUAGGAUAUUAAUUUUUUUUGAUGUAUUAAUAAUUAAAGAAUGAAAUGAUUAAUAUAUCAAACUACAUAGCUCUUUAACACACCUCUAAAAAAUAACAAAAUGGAAAUAAAUCUUGAACAAUUCGCGGAUCUUUUAAGCAUUUUCACCAUAGCUAUGUGCUUUAUAUUAAAAGUUCCACAAAUCUUUAAUUUAAUUUCUUUAAAGUCUGCUAAACAAAUAUCUAUUUUAGGAUUAUUAUUAGAAAUUACAAGUUAUACAGUCACCGCAAGUUAUAAUUAUGUUAAUGGUUAUUCCUUAUUAUCAUAUUUGGAAUAUCCAAUUAUACUAAUACAAGAAUAUAUCUUAAUAUUUUUGGUAUUGAUAUAUUCGAAACAAACUAAUAUAUGGAGUUUAUUGAUCACAAUUAUUUAUGUUAUAACAAGCAUUUGUUUUCUAUUAGAGAUUAUACCCAGAACUGUUCUUACAUUUGCAAUGCCUAUGUGCACACCAAUAUCUGUGUCAAGUAAAAUAAUGCAAUUAUUGGCAAUUGUCAAAGCUAAAAAUGCAGCCUCUGUUUCUCCUCUUACAUGGUUUAUAUCAGCUUUAACAAAUUCCACAAGAGUGUUUACUAUAUGGAUGGAUUCUGCUGAUUUUUUACUAUUAGGAAAUUUCAUCGUAUCUGUUUUUUUAAGUUCUAGUAUUAUGUUCUCUUCCUUGUAUUAUAGAUAUUAUAAUAUAAAACAGGAUUAAAAAGAACAAUAUUAUUGUAUAUACCUCAGUAUUCUGUAUAUCUGAGUAAUAUCAAAUAAACAUCUUGAAAAUAUAA
Messenger RNA from Vespula vulgaris, 1355 nucleotides. Its product is annotated as solute carrier family 66 member 3. Lineage: Eukaryota; Metazoa; Arthropoda; Insecta; Hymenoptera; Vespidae. The transcript is spliced from 5 exons. Bases 650 to 1279 code for a protein of 209 amino acids. The record is from RefSeq and is a predicted model, not a curated record.